This is a messenger RNA of Solanum stenotomum, 2088 nucleotides long. Its product is annotated as 4-coumarate--CoA ligase 2-like. Bases 167 to 1876 code for a protein of 569 amino acids. The transcript has 6 exons. Gene Ontology annotation, molecular function: 4-coumarate-CoA ligase activity. The record is from RefSeq and is a predicted model, not a curated record. NCBI's taxonomy places the organism in Eukaryota, Viridiplantae, Streptophyta, Magnoliopsida, Solanales, Solanaceae.
AACCAAGCCACACGUUUAACUACUCACCUAACUUUCUCCACCUUACUUUCAAUUGUAUUUAUAUCACCUUCUCUUCUUCCUUUUAUACCAAUCUCUCUCUGUUUUCUUCUCUAACUCAUAAAUUUUCUUCUUUUCAACUGUUUUUCUCAUAAAAAAGCAACCAGAAAUGGUGAGUGUAGCUACUGUUGAUGCCCAAAAAGCAGAGGUAUUAUCUUCUGUAAUUUCUCCGAAUCAAAAUCAAUCUUCGGAAGAGCUACAUGUAUUCAGAUCGAAAUUACCAGAUAUAUCAAUUUCCAAUAGCAUACCACUCCAUGUCUACUUGUUCGAAAGGUUAUCGGAGUUUGAGGAGAGGACAUGUCUUAUAGCAGGCAACAGUGGAGAAACAUUCACUUUUGGUGAAACGCAUCUCAUCUGCCAGAAAAUUGCUGCUGGUUUAACGAAGGUAGGGAUCAAAAAGGGAGAUGUUAUCAUGACUUUUCUACAGAACUGUUCGGAAUUUGUGUUUACUUUUCUAGCAUCUUCUAUGAUUGGAGCUGUUAUCACUACGGCUAAUCCGUUCUACACGAAAUCGGAAGUGUUUAAGCAGUUGAAAGCUUCGAAUGCGAAAUUAAUUGUUACUCAAUCGCAGUAUGUGGAUAAAUUCCGUGAUCCCGCGGAAAAUGAUCCGAAAAUUGGGGAGGAUUUUUCGGUCGUUACAAUCGAUGAUCCGCCGGAGAAUUGCUUGCAUUUCUCUGUGCUUUCGGAAGCUAAGGUAGAAGAUAUGCCAAAAGGAGUUGUUAUCCAUCCUGACGACCCCGUGGCUCUUCCGUUUUCGUCAGGGACCACGGGGUUGCCAAAAGGAGUGAUACUGACUCAUAAAAGCUUGAUUACAGGGGUGGCUCAAUUGGUGGAUGGCGACAACCCAAAUUUUUACUUGAAGCACGACGAUGUGGUGCUGUGUGUGCUUCCUCUGUUUCAUAUAUUCGCGCUGAAUUCAGUGCUUUUAGUCUCGUUAAGAGCUGGAGCUAGUGUUCUGUUGAUGCAAAAAUUCGAAAUUAGUGCGCUGUUGGAGCUGAUACAAAAACACCGUGUCUCAGUCGCUGCUGUAGUUCCGCCCCUGGUUCUUGCAUUGGCGAAAAAUCCAAUGGUGGAUUCGUUCGAUUUGAGCUCGAUACGGCUCGUGCUGUCUGGGGCUGCGCCGCUAGGGAAGGAGCUGGAGGAAGCACUCCAUAGAAGAGUGCCCCAAGCCAUAUUUGGACAGGGAUACGGUAUGACAGAGGCAGGACCAGUAGUAACAAUGUGUCCAGCAUUUGCAAAGCAACCAUUAUCAACUAAAUCCGGUUCAUGUGGCUCUGUGGUUCGAAAUGCGGACCUCAAGGUGGUUGACCCGGAAACCGGUGGCUCCCUUGACCGCAACCAACCCGGUGAAAUUUGCAUUCGCGGUUCUCAAAUCAUGAAAGGUUACCUGAAUGAUGAUGAGGCCACUGCACGGACCAUAGAUAUCGAUGGAUGGCUCCACACCGGCGAUAUAGGAUAUGUAGAUGACGAUGAUGAAAUAUACAUUGUCGAUAGAGUCAAAGAGCUCAUAAAGUUUAAAGGUUUCCAGGUGCCACCAGCUGAGCUUGAGUCUCUUCUAAUAAGCCAUCCAGAAAUUGCAGAUGCUGCUGUUGUGCCGCAAAAGGAUGAUGCUGCAGGGGAAGUCCCGGUUGCAUUUGUAGUCCGUUCGGCCCAAGGUUUUGAUCUUACUGAAGAAGCUAUAAAGGAAUUUAUUGCCAAACAGGUGGUAUUCUAUAAAAAAUUGCACAAGGUGUAUUUUAUUCAUGCAAUUCCGAAGUCUCCAUCUGGAAAGAUACUAAGGAAAGAUUUGAGAGCCAAACUUGCCGCGACACCACAAUGAUAAUGCACUCUGUCUACGCAAAGUCCGUAAUUGUAUCGAAGAUCACUUAUGUCUUUAACAGUAUUGUAUCAAGUCUUAUAUAUACAAUGACUAAUUCUGUGAAGGUUGAUUUACUUUUAAAAAAAAAAAAAAUUCUUCACUUUUUGUGUGAAUUUUCUGGAUUCUUUGAAAGGAAAACUUUCAGUUUUAUAAAUUCAUGCACCAUUAUUUAU